UACACAUUCCAGAGUUCACAAUGGCUUCCGCUGUAGGUCUUCUUGCCGGUCGCCUGGCACUUGUGACAGGUGCCGGCAGUGGUAUCGGGAAAGCCGUGUGCCAGGUGUUUGCUAAAGAGGGAGCCACGGUAGCUGUCGUAGAUUUACAUGCAGACACCGCUAAUAGUACUUUGGAAACCCUGCCUAAAGGUGACCAUCAGGCCUUUGGUGCAGAUGUCUCUUGCUCAGCGUCCGUGAAUGACCUGAUUGGUCAGUUGAAAGACAAGUUUUCAGCAGUACCCACAGUGACUGUCAACUCAGCUGGAAUCACCCGGGAUAAACUCAUGCUAAAAAUGUCUGAGGAAGAUUUUGAUGAGGUCAUCAGAGUUAAUCUAAAGGGAACAUAUCUGGUGAACCAGGCAGUUGGUCGUGCCCUGGUAGAGAGUAAGGCUAAAAGUGGAUCAAUCAUCAAUAUCUCCAGUAUAAGUGGAAAGGUUGGUAAUGUGGGCCAGACAAACUAUGCAGCAUCCAAAGCAGGAGUGGUGGGACUAACAAAGACUGUUGCCAAGGAGAUGGGCAGAUUUGGUAUCCGUGUAAACGCCAUCUUACCUGGGUUUAUUGAGACGCCAAUGACUGAUAAAGUACCAGACCAUCUGAUACAGAUGACGAAGAUGUUGAUCCCUCUGUCACGGUUAGGCAAGCCUGAAGAGAUAGCCAAUGCCUGCCUGUUUUUGGCCUCUGACCACAGCAGCUAUGUUACAGGGACCACUCUGGAGGUGGCAGGUGGACUGUUUCCCUGAGGCAGCACACAACAUUAUUGAACAGACGAGAGAGGAGAAACAUACAUAGUGUGACCCCCAGACCUAGUACUGGAAUCCUAUUUAUCAUUUAAGUCGGACAAACGUAUGGACAGAAUAUAUAUGCAAUCAUGAUACAUACCUCCAGACAAUAACGACGACUGAUUUUGUUUAAUUUUGAAUUGUUAACAUUUCUGAUUGGAUCCUGUGUACGUUGACAUUUCUGAUUGGAUCCUGUGUACUGUAAUUAUGUUAUGUUUCCAAAUAUAAAACUGUUGAACGUUU
This is a messenger RNA of Mizuhopecten yessoensis (Yesso scallop), 1061 nucleotides long. RefSeq names its product estradiol 17-beta-dehydrogenase 8-like. Gene Ontology annotation, molecular function: oxidoreductase activity, acting on the CH-OH group of donors, NAD or NADP as acceptor. NCBI's taxonomy places the organism in Eukaryota, Metazoa, Mollusca, Bivalvia, Pectinida, Pectinidae. The record is from RefSeq and is a predicted model, not a curated record. Bases 21 to 779 code for a protein of 252 amino acids. The transcript is spliced from 8 exons.